GCGCCAUCUUUAAAGUGGUAUGGGAAUUUUUAAGAUGCUUUUCUCGAUCGGGAGUGUAGAUGCAUUUGUAAUGUUACCAGCAGUCGAAAUUGCAGAUCGGAUAUAAAUUUAUUUUUAUUCUUGGACGCUAACACGAGAGUUCGAUCAAUGGCGCUCGGAAUUCUUCCCGCGUUUACGUAGCACGUAAAGAGAAAUAGGAUAAACGUCAAUAACUAUUUUUGUUGAUUUCCUCGUACAACAUCUGAGAUUCAUUGUGGCAAUGCGGUUUUCGUGACUUGAUCCAUACUUUUAUAUUAUAUUAUACAAAUGAAUCUUUGAGCGAUACUUAUUCAUUCCUUGGACUGUUUUAUUUGAUAUCCUUUUAUUAUCUAGAAAAAGAUAUAACCGGUUAAGAUGAUGCAUCGUAGAGGAGGAAAAAGAAUCCGCAUGGAUGAUCCUGUGCCUCCUGAGUAUGAGGCACCGAUGACUCCAAUGACACCACUCAAUGACAAUUCUGGAGGGGACCAACAAGAUUCGUAUUCUGCAUACACUCCGUACAAUCAACCAUCAAGGACUCCAAUACACAAUCCUACACCAGAACACUAUUUUUCGGAAAACUAUAGUUCUCCAGGAACUUCACAGCAGCCAGGUCAGGAGCAGCCUGGUAGUACUUUUGAUGCACCAGCACUGUUUGAACAACCGUCAACUCCAAUGACUCCGGCCAAUAUGAGAAUAACAAGAAAUACCCGUGCUAGAUUGCGAGGUGGAACAGUGCAACAACCGAAAUACAAAGAAAUUGAUACCGACUAUGUACCUGCAGUAGGAAGCGGUGGUGGUGGUAGUGGUGUUAGCGGCGGCGGUGGUGGUGGUGGUCGUGGUAGAGGUGGAGGAGGACGAGGUCGAGGAAGACGAGCACUCCAUCCACACAGUCUCGAAGACGAGGCUAGCCUUUACUAUGUUAUUAGAAAUAAUCGAUCGUCUCUUACUAGCAUCGUUGAUGAUUGGAUUGAAAAGUACAAGAGUAACCGCGAAAAUGCUCUUCUAAUGUUGAUGCAAUUUUUUAUUAAUGGAAGUGGAUGCAAGGGACGAAUUACACCAGAAAUGCAAGCCACUAUGGAGCAUGUUGCCAUUAUUAGAAAAAUGACUGAAGAGUUCGAUGAGGAAAGUGGCGAAUAUCCUUUAAUUAUGACUGGACAACAGUGGAAGAAAUUUCGUGCAAAUUUUUGUGAAUUCGUGCAGAUUCUCGUACGUCAAUGUCAAUAUUCCAUAAUAUAUGAUCAAUUUUUAAUGGAUAAUGUCAUCUCCCUCUUGACUGGGUUAUCCGAUUCACAAGUGCGAGCAUUCAGACACACCGCUACUCUUGCAGCCAUGAAAUUGAUGACUGCUCUGGUGGACGUUGCUCUGACCGUCUCAAUAAAUUUGGAUAACACUCAACGUCAGUAUGAAGCAGAAAGACAAAAGGCUAGAGAAAAAAGAGCAGCCGACAGGCUGGAGUCACUAAUGGCGAAACGUAAGGAACUUGAGGAAAAUAUGGAUGAAAUAAAAAACAUGUUAACCUACAUGUUCAAGUCCGUCUUCGUACAUCGGUAUCGAGACACGUUACCAGAAAUACGUGCGAUUUGCAUGGCAGAGAUUGGAGUCUGGAUGAAAAAAUUUCACCAGAAUUUCCUUGAUGAUUCCUACCUGAAAUAUAUAGGAUGGACACUUCAUGAUAAGGUCGGCGAAGUGAGGCUAAAGUGUCUUCAGGCAUUACAGCCUCUUUAUGCAUCAGAGGAGCUGAAAACAAAGCUUGAAUUAUUUACAAGCAAAUUUAAGGACCGCAUAGUAGCAAUGACCCUGGACAAGGAAUAUGAUGUCGCUGUCCAAGCGGUUAAGCUGGUGAUUUCUAUUCUGAAACAUCACAGAGAAAUCCUGACUGAUAAGGAUUCGGAGCACGUAUAUGAACUGGUGUAUUCAUCGCAUCGUGCAGUGGCUCAGGCAGCUGGGGAAUUUCUAAACGAGCGAUUAUUCAUACCAGACGAAGAAGCUGUAGCUGGUGUUAAGACAAAGCGAGGAAAGAAGAGACUUCCAAAUACGCCGUUAAUUAGGGAUCUGGUGCUCUUCUUCAUAGAGUCUGAACUUCAUGAGCAUGGAGCAUAUCUGGUAGAUUCUUUAAUUGAAACUAAUCAGAUGAUGAAGGAUUGGGAGUGCAUGACAGACUUGUUACUCGAAGAGGCUGGAUCUGAUGAGGAAGCUCUUGAUAACCAAAAGGAAACUUCUCUGAUAGAGUUAAUGGUUUGUUGUAUAAAACAGGCUGCUACUGGAGAAGCGCCUGUUGGAAGAGGUCCGACCAGGAAGAUUCUGUCGGUAAAGGAACUCAAGCAAGUCCAAGACGAUAAACAGAGACUUACCGAACACUUUAUUCAAACGUUGCCCCUUCUUCUGGAUAAAUAUAGAGCAGAUCCUGAGAAGGUUGCCAACUUAUUAGCUAUACCCCAGUACUUUGAUCUGGAUAUAUAUACGAAGUCGAGACAGGAAAAAAAUCUGGAGGCUCUGUUAAAUAAAAUUCAUAUGAUUGUGGAGAAGAUGCAUGAUACUGAAGUUCUGGAUACCGCCGCCAAGACCCUGGAGUAUAUGUGCGUGGAAGGCCACGCGAUUUUCACUAAGUGUGACGUAGCAAGAUCCACCCUGAUCGACUCCAUUGUUAAUAAAUACAAAGAAGCCAUCGACGAGUAUAGAAAUCUCAUAGAGGGCGAGGAGGAUCCUGACGAGGAUGAGAUAUUCAACGUGGUACUUUCCUUGAAGAAAGUCUCCAUAUUCUACAGCUGUCACAAUAUGAAUCCUUGGGGUAUCUGGGAUUCUCUGUACAAGGACAUAGAGGAUGCUAAAGACCCAACUAGAUGUUUGCCCCACGAAGCAAUCAAGUACUGUAUUAGUGCGUGCUUCUUCGCCAUCCUCUGGGGACAACGUCACCUCAUGGAGGCGAAUGAUUCUGGAAGCCGUGGCGAAGACGAGAGUAGACAGCUGAGGGAACGUCUACAUGCAUUCAUGGGUUCAAUGCGUAGUUUUGUUAGCGGGGAUGGAAUUGGUGCACCCUCACCGCCGGUCCUCAGGGAGGAAGCGUACAAUACGAUUUGCGAUCUUCUGGUGGUUUUUUGUAACCAGUUAACGAACCAGUCAAAUCCCUUGUUACACCAGCUGGUAUAUGAACCUGAUCAAUCCAUGCAAAAUAUGCUUAAUCAUUUCAUCCAAGAGUACGUCUUCGUCGAGGAAGAGGAUGGCGAGCAUGAUGAGCACUCCAAAAUCGAAGAACUUCACAAAAGGCGAAAUUUCUUAGCUGGUUACUGUAAACUUAUUGUUUAUAAUAUGAUACCUACCAAAGCAGCCGCUGAUGUAUUCAAGCACUACGUGAAGUACUACAAUGACUAUGGUGAUAUCAUUAAGACCACCUUGGGCAAAGCAAGGGACAUCAACAAGACUAACUGUGCUUUGACUAUGCAACAUAGUCUGAAUAUCCUUUACAACGAGAUAGUUGCUGAAAAAGGUAGAGUCAACCGGAACAGCGAAGAAUUUACAGCUAUAAAGGAACUGGCCAAGAGAUUUGCACUAUCCUUUGGAUUGGAUGCUGUGAAGAAUCGUGAAGCUAUUACUGCUCUUCAUAGAGCUGGCGUGCUCUUCGCCAUAACUCCGCCAGAUGGUGUUGAACUCGAUCCAACUGGUCCACCGCCGAAUUUACCAUUCCUUGAAAUUCUUUCUGAGUUCACCAAUAAACUUCUCAAGCAGGAUAAGCGUGUAGUAUUAAACUUUCUUGAUAGAAGACUUCAAGCUGGAAUGCCAUCCUCUAAGGGCGAAGAUUGGCAACCCUUAUUACUCUACCGGAACAGUUUGCUACAUGGUGAAACAGAUCAAGUGCCAGUGACAAGUAAACGAGCUUAUACGAGACGCAAGAAGGAUCAUCUGGCCGAAGAGGAAGAGGCCGACGAGGCGGACGACGGUUCCGAUCACGAGUUUAUGGGCAAGCACAAGAAAAAACGGGGCCAAAGGAAGACUCAGAUAAGUAUGGACAGAAAAAUUGGCAUUUCACGUGCGAGAACCUCCAGUUUUCACGAGAGUAUUGAACAGGCAGGAACACCAUUAUCUCCGUCGCAUAUCCUGGAUGAAAUCUCCACCAGUCCUUCACAGGAUAUCGACAACCGGCUCAAGUCGUUGCAAAUACAAUCCUCAAAGCCACGAAAGAGUCAGGAUGGUCCUGAACCGAGAGAGUUGAGAAGAACCUCCAGGAACUCUGGUCGCUAUGUGGAAGGACAAUAUAUGGAAUCUGAUUCGGAGUAAAACUUCUUCUUGGAAGAUUCUUUAAUUGGAUGACAAUAGUUACGAUGGGAUAAAUUGUUCCUUUUUUUCUCGUUCAUGCCAACCAGGCCAUUGUCGAAAUUCCCUUGGACGAGAAAUUUCUUCUUACUUUCCCUCGCUUUGACUGAUUCCAUUUUUUUUUAUUACGUCGCGUUACGUUUACGUAUUGUCAAUGUUAUUGGUGUCAGUUCUUCGACAGACAGUGAAAUGUCAGCAAAAGUGCAGCAUCGAAGCCAGCUGGGCCUAGCCCAACUUUGAAGCUUUGCACAGAAGAAAGUAACUGAGCAGCGAAUAUGUUUUAUUAAUAAGUGAUAGAUAAGUGACGAUAUUAAUUUUAUUAAGAGAUAUGUUGAAGGGUCACCGUGAUUUUUGACCUUAACUGAUACUAACGAAUAAAUUCUAUUGCGCACA
Messenger RNA from Cephus cinctus (wheat stem sawfly), 4719 nucleotides. It is a transcript of the gene SA1, whose product is annotated as cohesin subunit SA-2. The transcript is spliced from 14 exons. The record is from RefSeq and is a predicted model, not a curated record. Gene Ontology annotation, cellular component: cohesin complex; chromatin; nucleus. The coding region runs from base 394 to 4290 and encodes 1298 amino acids. Gene Ontology annotation, biological process: sister chromatid cohesion. NCBI's taxonomy places the organism in Eukaryota, Metazoa, Arthropoda, Insecta, Hymenoptera, Cephidae. Gene Ontology annotation, molecular function: chromatin binding.